AUGCCUGUAUCAGAACUUUCACAUGAUGCUUAUCGUUUUCGUCGUUUAAAUGAUCAGGAGUCAACAACAAUUCGUCCAAGAAAUGUAGCAAAAGUCGAACCUUAUUCAAUAAAUACAAAUGCAGUUCGUCCACUAUAUCAAUCAACAUCACAACCAAUGACAACGACAACGACAAUAACGACAGCAGCAACAACAACAACCUCAGCUGUACCAUUAAAAGCACGUAUUAAUCUCGAUAGCAUGGGAAAUACACCAACCAAUUCAUCGACAUCCUCAUCGGCAGGUUCCCUUGGUGGCAUGAUUCGUCAUCCUAAUGUUCAUCAUUCAGAUUUUCUUACACCUAAUCCUGCAUAUCCAACACUUUCUUCUCAACCUCUAUCUAAAUCUUCAUCAUAUAUAGCACCCCCAAUAUUACUGUCUGAAUCACUUUCGCAUGGUUUAUUGCAUCAAUUACCAUCUGCUAAUAUUCCAUCAUAUAAUGGACGCACUACCAGCUUGGCUUCAUCAACAAAUAAUUUUCAACGAAAAUAUUCAUCACCUAAACAGGGAGAAUUUCAUUCUAGCAUGCAUACAUUUUCACCUACAUUAAAUCAUGAUAAUUAUAUUCCAUCAACUUCAUAUCAUUAUCGACCUACAUUAACAACUGUAAUAAAUGAUUAUCAACAACAAUUAGAAAUACCAAAACGUUCAGGCAUUAUUGAACAACAACAACAACAAGAAGAUGAAUUAAUAAAUAGUGGACAACAACAAGCAUCUCGUCGUCGUUUUCAAAAACGUAAACAAAUGAAACGUUCGAAAAGUGUUGAUUUAUAUCAAGAACCAUCUUCAUUUAUAUCUCCAACCAUGAAUAAUGAAUUAAAUAGAUCUUAUCGACAACCAAAAUCAACAAGUCGAGAAUAUCUAGGCGGAAAAGAAAAUUUAUCAUCGCCAUCAUCAUCUUCCUCAUCAUCAACAGCUGAUAUUGAACGUGUUAAUCGAGCUGUUUUACUUCGAUAUAAAUCCCUUGAUUCAAUGACAUUUAAUAAUCAAAAACCGAAUUUAAAUGGAAGAAAUAAUAAUAUAACUAAUAAUCAUCGAAGAAUUAUAUCUAAACCAGCAGAAUUUGAUUUUGACAGUGAUGAUUCUGUUUGUGGGAUACCAAAACCACGAAAGCUCUGUACAAGCUCAAGAAACGUAGCAAAAUCGGAUGGAAAAUUGCCUGAUCUGUCAUCACCCGAAAGAGAUCCACGUAAUAAUACACGACCAAUAUCAGUACAUAAUAUUGGUAAUGAUGGCACAUGUACAGGUAUAACCAAUGCAGUUCGUAAGAGUGAAACAAUUAAUGAUCAAACAUAUGCCAUCGUCGAUUCAACUCCUUCUACAACAAAAAUAAAAAUUAUAUCAACAAAUGAAAAAAAAGAAGGAGAAGAUGUCAUACAACAACAACAACAACAACAGCCAACAGAAAUAUCUCUUGCUGAAUCUCAAUUUUAUGCACGAUCUUCUGGUACACCAUAUACAAAACGACAUGAAUUUAUUGAUGAAAAAGUUAAUGAAGUUUAUUCAUCACCACCUGCUGAUGAUACAUUUCACGAUGCUAUCAAUGAUUUUAAUAUAAAUAAAGAUCAAAUAAUGCAUGAAAAAGUUAUACCAACCGAUUUAAAUGAAGAAGAAAACGUCAUACAGAAUCAAGAAUUAUUUAUCAAUGAACCAGUUAAUACUAAUUCAUCAUUACCUAUACAAACAAUAAGACCAUUAUCAAAUGUAGUUAUUGUUAAUCCUUUUGAACGUCUUCGUACAAUGAAUGUUCGAAAGGACCAAUAUCCAUCAGAAGAAGUAUCAUUACAAAUAUUUGAACAUCCAUCCUUUUUUCCAAAACAAAUUGAUUUACCACGUGAAAGUCCAUCGAAAUCAAUGAAAUUAAUUCGACCACUUCGUUCAUCUGUUGAACAAAUGUGUGAUCAAUUAAAUGAAAAUAAUGAUUCAUCAACAUCAUCAACAGCAACUACCAAUCGUUCAGUACAUUUACCUGUUGAAAAACAACGUGGUCUCUCCGAAAUAAUCCGAAAACGUAAUAGUCGAUGUAAAGUUGAAGAUUAUAAACGUUCAAUUCAAAAACCAAAUACAUAUGAAGAACAACAAGAACAACAACAACAAUUUAAUCGUACAUUACCAACAUCAAAAAGUGAUUAUGAAUUAAUGUUAUUAUCAAAUAAUUCAACAUCAUCACCAUUCGAUAUGAAUUCUAAAAGUUUUCAAAAAGCUCAUUCAGUUGAAAUAUCAAUUGAUAUUCAAAAUAAUAAUGAUAAACGAGCUAAAAUGUCAAUUGAACGAUUAAAUUUAUUAUUAUCAAAAGGUGAACAAAUAGAACAAGAACAAAUUUCAAAUGAAAUGGAUGAAAAUAUGAGUGUUGCUGAUAAAAAAAAUUUAUUUGAAACAAUUUCAAAAGAUACACAAUUUGGUGGUACUUUACCACGUUCAAAACCAUUUAAACAUGAAGAAUCUUCAUUGGUAUCACCAAUAACAAAAAAAUAUGCUAAUGAAAAACAACGUUCACAAACAGAAAAUAUUUUUCUUAUACAUCAAAAUACUGAAAGUUCAUCAGAUAAAAAAACUGAAAAUGAUACAUUUGAUGAUGAUAUUUCAAAAUUAUCAUUUAAAGAAAAAAUGACUUUAUUCGAUAAAAAUAAAUCUGCAGGAUUAGCACCAACAUCAUCAUCAAAAAAUAAUCGAAUUCGACUUACACAGCCAAUUACUGCCGAAGAAGUUCAAGCCGCUGCUAAUUUAACACCAUCAUCAAGUUCACAACAAUUAGAAUCCAUAGUUCCUGUGAAUGAUGAACAUCCUAUGCAUGACGCUUCUCUAUCAUUAUCAGAUGCAUCAUUUUCAUUUGGAAAAGAGCAGCAUGUCAGAUAUCAAUAUGCAUUCGAUGAUGCGGUUAUGUCGAAUCCAGAAGAAUCAGACAAUAUAAUACCAAUUAGUAAAAGACUUGAACAAUUCAAAGUAUUUGAUGAAAUAGAACGAAACAAACUUAAUAAAUUAUCAUCGGAUAAUUCAUCAGAAAAACUUUUAAUAUUAACAAACGAACAAAAACAAAGUUCAACAAGUACACGUAAAACUCCAACAUUAAAAUAUAAUGCCAAAAAAACUAAUACAGAUAAACAACAACAUGCUAAAACAGUCGAUAUUGUUCGUCUUAAAAACGAUUCAACCGUGAAAACCAAGGAUACUAAUCAAAUAGUGUUACCAAUUAAUAAAACAAAUGGUACAACAUUAUCAAAACCUAAUAACAAUAUAGUUUCUGUAUUAAAAUCUGAUACAAUAUCUGUAUUAAAACCAGAUGAUCAUCUCGAUGAGUUUUUUGCCAAUGCAACUAAAAAUUUAAAUAAUGAAUCAUCUGUUCAAUUGAAUACUGAUGAUCUUAAUCAAAUAGCUGAAAAUACUGUUAGAUUACAACCACAAGUAUCUCGUGUUCGACCUCCACGUCGUCAACAACAGGGAGCCAAAAAUCCUCUUCGACAAAUUCAAGCAACAAUACCAACAGAAAAUCAAUAUACAGAAAUACAUACAAAUCUUUCAGAACAAGAACUACGUCGAUUAAAACGAGCUCAAAUUGCUGAAACUGCUGGUGUUGCUCAAGAAGCUUUAGCAAAUUUAACUGCAGCAGAAAAUUUUGCUGAAGUCAAUUUACGUAGAAUAGAUCAAUCACCUGUUGCAAAAUUUGGUUUUGAACCAUAUAAAGAAUUAAUGCUUAUUUUAAUAAAAGGACGACGUCAAUGUUCAUUACGUCUUGUUAAUGCAACAUAUGAAUCAAUUAAUGAAGGUGAUUGUUAUUUACUAAUAACACCAUUAAAAGUUUUUGCAUGGUUUGGUCGUUAUGCAAAUGCAGCAGAAAAAGCUAAAACAACAGAUUUAAUUGACUAUUUAAAACAACAUCGUGAUUUUGGUUUACGUAAUGAAGUAAAAUAUUUUAUUUUGGAUCAAGCUAAAGAUGAUACAGAAAAUGAUAGUCAUGCAGAAUUUCGUGAUAUUUUACAAGGUGAAAUCGAUGAUUAUAAAUCAAUAGAUAAUGUUAUUGAUGAUGAUUUUUAUGAAGCAAAUAUAACAGAAUUAAAUCGUGUUUAUCAUGUUGAAAAUGAUUUACUUAUGCCAUUAGAUGAUUUAUGUUUUCGUUCAUUAUCAAUUAAAAUUCUUGAUUCAAAUGAAGUAUUUGUUUUUGAUUUUGGCUCAGAAUUAUAUGUUUGGAAUGGUAAAUAUGCAGAUAAAACAAAACGAAAUAUGGGUUUACAAUUAGCACAACAAUUAUGGAAUGAUUCAUAUGAUUUUAGUGAAUGUAUUAUUAAUCCAUUUGAUCCACUUGAUGAUAAAAAUGAACAAGCUAGUCAAAUUGGUACUAAACGACCAGAAUGGUGUAUAUUUGGAAAACAAAAUCAAAAUGUCGAAACCUUAUUAUUUAAAGGAAAAUUUAAUGAUUGGCCAAGUUAUUUCCAAGAAGUCAAAUCGGCUCUUGAAACAGGAAAUAAUAUCAAUAAACCAGCAUCCACACAACGACCACCAUCAAUUGUUGAAACACUCAAACCAGCUGAUGUAUAUAAAAUGCUUGUUAAACAAAAUAAUCCAGUAAAUAUGAUUCUUGAACAAAUUAAUUUAGGUCGAGGAAGAUAUUGGUAUGAUCCUAUUGAAAUGCGUGGUCAUCAUGUUCAAACUAUUGAAUUAAAUGUUUGGCAUGUAAGUGAUAAUGAACGACAUGAAUUAUCAAAAACAAGUUAUGGACAAUUUUAUUCUGAUGAUGUUUAUAUUAUUCGAUGGAAAUACAAAUUAAUUGCACUAGGUAAUAAUAAUACAUUAGAACGAAAGGCAGAUAUAAGUCGUGAUCGUGUUGCUUAUUGGAUAUGGCAAGGUGUUCAUGCUAGUCCAAAUGAAAAAGGUCUUUCAGCAUUAAUGACAAUACUUUUUAAUGAAGAAAAAGGACCUCAUAUUCAUGUUAUUCAAGAACAUGAAGAAGCAACAUUUUUACAAUUAUUUGAUGGUACAUUAACUAUUCAUAUGGGUAAACGUAAUCAAUCGAAACAAAAUAAAUCACAUUGGCGUUUAUAUGUCUUUCUUGGUGAAAUUGAUGUUGAAACACAUUGGUGGGAAUUAAAUGUUAAUAGUGCUAAUUUACGUAGUAGAACAUCAUUUUUAUUAAUUAAUAAUAUUGAAAAUUUAAUGUUACUUUGGCAUGGUUAUGCAACAACUGAUGAACAACAAAUCUUAGCUAGUAAAUCCGCUAUGAAAUUACGUGAAAGAUGUUCGGAAGAAUUUCAUUUUGAUGGUCAAAGUGAAGAUAUUGAAUUCUUUGAAAUGGAAGAAGGUGAUGAAAUAGAAUUAUUUUGGGAUGGAAUUAAUGAACGAAAUCAUGAACGAAGAUAUUAUUCGUUAUUAAAUGUUCGCUCAAAUCUAAAACUUUCGUCAACUAUGCGUAUCUUUCAUUUAUCAAGUCUUCAUGGUCCAUUUGUUGCUCAAGAACUUCUUUAUACCCUUCGUUCACCUGAUCAUAUAUCACCAUUUCCAUUUAUACAAUCUGAUUUAUAUGAACUUCAUCAACCAGCUUUAUGUUUAAUUGAUACUGAUACUGAAUUAUAUAUAUGGCAAGGAUGGCAUGAUCAAUCUGAUGAUGAACUUGGUUUACAACUUUUUAAUGCAAAUUUAUUAGCACGUGGUCCAAGAGAUAUACGUUUUACAACAGAACGUCGUUGUGCUUUUCGUACAGCUGUUGAUUAUUAUAAAACAAAAACUGGUUCAUCAACUAUUGAUAUACCAUUUUAUAUUAUUUAUGCUGGUUUAGAACCAAUUGAUUUUAUUAAUUUAUUUCCUAAAUGGACUGUGAAUAUUAAAGCUCGACAACAAAAUCAAUUGGAAGGUAAAAACUUAAAUCAGAAAGAUUCAAUUAUUGAUGUACUCAAUGAAUUAUGUCGUGAGCAGUAUACUAUUGAAGAACUUCGAGCUCGUCCAUUACCAGAAGGUGUUGAUCCAUCAAAAAUUGAAUCUUAUCUUUCUGAUGGAGAUUUUCAAAGAGAAUUUCGUAUGAUUAAAGAUGAAUUCUAUGCUUUACCCUAUUGGAAACAAACCAAUAUUAAAAAACCACUUGGAUUUUUCUAA
Rotaria sp. Silwood2 is the source of this 6120-nucleotide messenger RNA. The record is from the annotation of a GenBank genome assembly. NCBI's taxonomy places the organism in Eukaryota, Metazoa, Rotifera, Eurotatoria, Philodinida, Philodinidae.